CCACUCUACCCCAAUGACUUUUCCAUGUUACGUAUAGCUUUAGAACAAGCCCAGUUUCUCAAGUCAUUACCAAUUUCUUGAUAAGUUUUCCAAAUCCUUCACAAAAAUUUCCACACCCUCAUCCCUAUAAAUUCCAAGAGAAACACACAUCUAUUUUCAUCCAUUGCCUAAGAUCUUAAACAAACUCAAAAAUGGUGUUCUGCAAGAAUUCACUAGCUCUCUUUUGCCUCAUUAGCCUAGCCUGCUUAAUCCUACCCUUGAAUGCCCAAGACUCACCACAAGACUACCUUAAUGCCCAUAACCAAGCACGAGCAGCUGUGGGUGUUGGACCUAUGACUUGGGACAACAAAGUGGCAGCCUUUGCACAAAACUAUGCUAAUCAACGGGCCGGUGACUGCAAUCUUGUGCAUUCCAGCAAUCGUCCUUACGGGGAGAACCUUGCGAAAAGCAGCGGUGACCUUUCAGGCAAAGAUGCUGUGAAACUGUGGGUUGACGAGAAGGCCUUCUACGAUUACAAUUCUAAUUCUUGUGCUGCAGGCAAGCAGUGUGGGCACUAUACUCAGGUGGUUUGGCGCAACUCGGUUCGCCUAGGAUGUGCUAAGGUGAAGUGCAAUAAUGGAGGAACCUUCAUUGGAUGCAACUACGACCCUCCUGGCAACUUUGUUGGGCAGAAACCUUAUUAAUUGAAAAAUCUUCAUGGUAUCGUGUUUUCUGUUCAUUAAUAAGUGAAGAAGCUUUGUUAUAUGUAUUAUCAAGCAUAACAAUAAAACAGUUAAUCAGCUUUAA
This is a messenger RNA of Hevea brasiliensis (rubber tree), 786 nucleotides long. Its product is annotated as pathogenesis-related protein 1. NCBI's taxonomy places the organism in Eukaryota, Viridiplantae, Streptophyta, Magnoliopsida, Malpighiales, Euphorbiaceae. Bases 192 to 683 code for a protein of 163 amino acids. Gene Ontology annotation, cellular component: extracellular region. The record is from RefSeq and is a predicted model, not a curated record. The transcript has a single exon.